AUGAGUGAAACAGUUCCUUUAACUAGUAUUAAUGAUAAUAAACCUACACAAUUAAAUGAACAAGUUCAUGAAAUAGAAGAUGAAGGAAUUCCAUUGGUUGAAGGCAAUGAAAGUCAUGGAUAUACUCAACUUGAAUGGGAUUUAUUUUGGGGGUUCUCAGUUGAUUACGAAUUUAACUCUAAACAACUUUUUCAUAGAAUGAAAUAUAAUAUUGAUACAUUUAAAUUAAAUUAUAUUGUGUUAUUUACCAUAUUAUUUAGUAUUUCUUUUUUAGUUAAACCAAUAUAUGGACUUAUUCAUCUCUUAAUAUCUUUGUCAUUCAUUAUUAUCUUCUUCAAUCAAAAAUCUCCUGUUGUUCGUUUUUAUUUAAAAGUUGCACCAAUUGUUUUAUUACUAUUUUACUUUAUCCUUUACAUCAUUUUUGUUGUUUAUUCUCAAAGUGUUGGAUUAAUUGGAGUGUUUAUGUUCUCAUUAAUCGUGUGUGUUGGUCAUAUGAUGGUAAAAGCAAAUUCAAUGGAAUUUGUUGGUGAUUUCGAGUUUGAGCUUUAA
Messenger RNA from Entamoeba dispar SAW760, 549 nucleotides. RefSeq lists its product as uncharacterized. Lineage: Eukaryota; Evosea; Mastigamoebida; Endamoebidae. Bases 1 to 549 code for a protein of 182 amino acids. Gene Ontology annotation, cellular component: Golgi apparatus. The record is from RefSeq and is a predicted model, not a curated record. The transcript has 2 exons.